UUGGUGCGGGACGUGGCGGCGGAGCGGAGGGAGGGCGGCAGCGGAGCCAUGACCCGCGGGAACCAGCGCGAACUGGCGCGGCAGAAGAACCUGAAGAAGCAGAGCGACUCGGGCAAGGGCAAGCGGCGGGACGACGGGCUCUCGGCCGCCGCCCGCAAGCAGAGGGACUCGGAGAUCAUGCAGCAGAAGCAGAAGAAGGCCGACGAGAAGAAGGAGGGCACCAAGUAGGCCGCGGCCGGGCCGGCAGCAGCAGGAUGCCCAGCGCAGCCCCGGGGCCGCGCCGCCCCGGCUCUCCCUGCGCCCACCUUGGGCCUGCCUCCUAUUAAAGUAGCUCGUGGAGCCCUGCAG
This is a messenger RNA of Melopsittacus undulatus (budgerigar), 348 nucleotides long. It is a transcript of the gene SERF2, whose product is annotated as small EDRK-rich factor 2. The record is from RefSeq and is a predicted model, not a curated record. The coding region runs from base 49 to 228 and encodes 59 amino acids. The transcript is spliced from 3 exons. NCBI's taxonomy places the organism in Eukaryota, Metazoa, Chordata, Aves, Psittaciformes, Psittaculidae.